AUGCCGCCGUUUGACGCGGGCGCGCUGCCGUCUGCUAAUGAACUGGCCGUCACCGCCGCCCCGUACCCCCACCACCGCCGCCGCCGCCACCACACCUACCAACCCCUUCACCCGUCGGUGCGGACGCCGAAUGAAAAAUCACCCAAGCGCUGCGUCGGCUCACGUGAACUGAAACGGCGAGCGCGGGGUUGGAGGUGUGGUGGACGUUCCGCUUCCAGGAGGCGGGAAACAAAGGCCGCCGCCGGCGGGGGCGUCCCGGCGCUGUCCGGCCCCCGAGACGGACGGGCGCGGGCCGCCAUACAUCAGGCCACCUAUCUGUCUGACAUCGUAAAGCAUCGCCGGCCGCCGCCGCCGCCCCCGCCCGCCCCCGCCCGCCCCCGCACGAUUCGUGUCCCGUCCCUAACUCCUCCCAGCGCCGCCGCCGCCGCCGCCGCCGCCGCGCUCUCUUUAUCUGUAAAUUGCACUUUCCCGGUGAAGCAGGACGCUCCGGUGGCGCGGAGGAGAGAAGCAGACAGCCCCGGAGGAGGGGCGGAGGGUGAGCCUGGGAACAGCAAGAGGGGGCUGACGGCCGCAGUGAUAGCUGCGCAAAACAGUCCUCUCCGCUCUGUCUGUGGGGGCGGCGGCGGUAGCGGGGGCGGCGGGGGCGGCGGCGGGCCGGGCCACGGCCUGUUUUGA
This is a messenger RNA of Schistocerca piceifrons (Central American locust), 675 nucleotides long. Its product is annotated as androgen receptor-like. Lineage: Eukaryota; Metazoa; Arthropoda; Insecta; Orthoptera; Acrididae. The coding region runs from base 1 to 675 and encodes 224 amino acids. The transcript is spliced from 4 exons. The record is from RefSeq and is a predicted model, not a curated record.